This is a messenger RNA of Coffea eugenioides, 1239 nucleotides long. RefSeq names its product BAHD acyltransferase At5g47980-like. Lineage: Eukaryota; Viridiplantae; Streptophyta; Magnoliopsida; Gentianales; Rubiaceae. Bases 1 to 1239 code for a protein of 412 amino acids. The record is from RefSeq and is a predicted model, not a curated record. The transcript has 2 exons.
AUGGACGUCAAGAUCAUCUCACGCGAAGAAAUCAAACCGGAAUCUCCAACCCCGGAACACCUGAGAAUUCACAGGCUUUCAAUUUUCGACCAGCUUAUAGGUCACAUCUACUCAAGUCCACUUGUCUUUUUCUACCCAAACAAGCAAAGCUCCAAUCUUACUGAUGUCAUUUCAGAAAGACAACGUUUAAAGAGAUCCCUCUCGGAAACUUUGGUACCAUUUUAUCCUCUUGCAGGAAGGAUCAAAGAUGACUUCGAAAUCCAGUGCAAUGAUGAAGUCGUCUACUAUGCUGAAGCUCGCGUGAAUAUCCAACUUUCGGAGUUUCUUAAGCAGCCUACAAAUCAAAUGAUACAUCAGUUGCUUCCAUUUCAUCCUAACUCUGAGGAACUACUUUCCAAGACUCAUCUUGUCAUGAUUCAAACCAACAUUUUUUAUUGCGGUGGCAUUGCCAUUGGCCUGUACGCCUCUCACAAGAUUGUUGAUGGUCUCUCGCGAUUGACAUUCCUAAACUCUUGGGCAGCUAGAGCACGUAACGAGUCAUCAAAACAAGUAAAUCCUAGUUUUAUUUCGUCUUCUGUAUUUCCUCCUGAUCCAAGUUUAUCUACCUAUUCACGUUCCAACUUCCACAAUCAAACCAAAGAAAAGCAUAACUUUGUCACCAGCAGGUUCGUGUUUGAUCAUUCCGCCUUGGCUUUACUUAAAAUCAAGGCCGCGUGCUCAUCUACUCCGAUACCAAGUUCCAUCGAAGUUGUUAUGGGACUUCUAUCGAAAUCUUUCAUAAAUGCCACAAAAGUUAAAUAUGGGACUACACUGUUUGUGGAUGAUUUUAAUCCUGAGCUACCAUUAUUGGUGCAUCAAAUAAGUGAUGCCAUUGCCAGUAUUGAUGGUGAUUUUGUUGAAGGUAUAAAAGGUGAUGAUCGGUUGCUGAAGUUAAUCGGGUCUAAGAAACAUUUGAGGGAGAAGUACUCUUACAAUGCUGAAUCUUUUCCACUCUCCAGUGUUUGCAGGAGUGGUCUUUAUGAGGCUGACUUUGGGUGGGGAAAACCUAUAUGGGCAUGCCUCGGCAGUGGGGACACUGACCCAUAUGGAGUGGGAAAUCUAGUCAUUUUGAUGGAUACAAGAUCAGGAGAAGGGAUAGAAGCAUGGGUGACUGUAAAAGAAGAACUCAUGGCUAUAUUCGAGAAAAAUCAGGAGCUCCUCGCUUUUGCUUCUUUGAAUCCUAGCCCUCUUGAAAUUUAG